Camelina sativa (false flax) is the source of this 324-nucleotide messenger RNA. Lineage: Eukaryota; Viridiplantae; Streptophyta; Magnoliopsida; Brassicales; Brassicaceae. The record is from RefSeq and is a predicted model, not a curated record.
AUGAUCUCGUCAAGAAAAUAUAAACGAUGUGGUUCAGGAGCUGCAUUGUUCAUUGCCUAUAUCUUCUUCUUCUUGAUCUCUCUCAUGUCUUUACACUACGUAUCUGCAGGUGAUGAUCAUAAACAAAAAGAGAAGGAACCGGUUCGGGGUUCAGAGCCUCCCGAGUGUGCGAACAAGUGCCUGAACUGCAAGCCUUGUCUUCCUUAUCUAUUUGGCAUUCAUGAUCAUGGUGCUCAUCAUGAUGAUGAUGAUAACAUAUUAUCCCGUAAGGUGGGUGUGUAGAUGUAGCGACAGAGUAUUUGAACCGUGAGAAUAGUUUCAAGA